Messenger RNA from Scatophagus argus, 2939 nucleotides. RefSeq names its product GID complex subunit 4 homolog (gene gid4). Bases 216 to 905 code for a protein of 229 amino acids. The record is from RefSeq and is a predicted model, not a curated record. The transcript has 6 exons. Lineage: Eukaryota; Metazoa; Chordata; Actinopteri; Scatophagidae. Gene Ontology annotation, cellular component: GID complex; extrinsic component of membrane. Gene Ontology annotation, biological process: protein targeting to vacuole; proteasome-mediated ubiquitin-dependent protein catabolic process; negative regulation of gluconeogenesis.
UGCUCGAGUCAAGCACCAUUUUCCAGCCAAUGAAAUUCAGGGAAGCAGGAUUCUCAAAUGAGACGUUGCAGUAUCCCUGCUCAGAAGCAAAUCCACAAACUAGCUUGCAAAAUUGAGCCAAGUGCUUUUACCUCGGGGAUAUCCUGCAGCUGGCACACUCUGCUUUGUCAGCACCAGUUCUCUCGGCAGCUGUGUUGUGCUCAGUCAGAAAGUUCAUGACGGUUGCUGACGGGGACUCUUUAGCGCUCAUCAUGCCUGUCCGAGCAGAGUGCUGCAGCACCACCAGCUCGGCCUGCCCAUCCUCGGCCUCUCUUGUUCCUCCAGCCCCGAUCAACACCCACCAACCGGGGGUGGCCACCUCGCUGCUGUACAGCGGCUCACAGUUUCGGGGUUAUCAGAAAAGCAAAGGCAACUCCUACGACGUUGAGGUCGUUCUGCAGCAUGUGACUGUAGAGGACUCAUAUUUGUGUGGAUACCUGAAGAUCAAAGGCCUGACUGAGGAGUAUCCCACUCUCACAACGUUCUUUGCUGGUGAAAUUAUCAGUCGAAAAAGGCCCUUUUUAACCAGGAAGUGGGACGCAGAUGAAGAUGUGGACAGAAAGCACUGGGGCAAGUUUAAGCCUUUUCACAGAUAUGCCAAAAGCUUCAAUUCCGAUGACUUUGACUAUGAAGCCCUGGACAACAGUGAUUAUAUCUUCAUGAGGUGGAAGGAGCAGUUUUUAGUUCCAGACCACACCAUCAAAGACAUUAGCGGUGCCUCCUUUGCUGGCUUCUAUUACAUCUGCUUCCAGAAGUCCACAGCCACUAUUGAGGGGUACUAUUAUCACAGGAGCUCAGAAUGGUACCAAUCUCUAAACCUAAACCACGUUCGAGAGCACAGUAUGCCUAUUUAUGAAUUUCGGUGACAAACGCACACUCACACACGUGUUGAAUCGAGGAGGAGACAGUAUAUACCGCCCUUGGUUAAAUGGAACGGGAACAACAGAGAGCCCUCUGGUGCCAAGAUUGAAGCUGACCUGUUUUCCUCGCUGAGGGGAAAGAAACGUGGUCAGUCACUCUUCUGGUGGACUGACCAAAGGAAAGCAAGCAAGAGAGAGAGAGAAGAGUUUAAAAGCAAAACAUGUGGCAGAUGAACAGUUGUUACAGUUGCUGCAGAACUGAUGUUGGCCACAGAUUGCAUUUCUUAAUAUUGUUUUGUCCUUUUUUUUUUUUUUUGGUCUGUUUUUUUGUGUUCGCUGAUUUCUUUGCACUCUGAUAGGAUCUGUCUCCCUGUAGGUGGAUAUCAAAAUAAGUUCACCCUCAGUGGAAACACUAUACACUCUUGCCUUUCAGUUAAGAUUUGCAGAAGAAAAGAGCAUAAAAAUGCAAGAAGAGUUUUGUUCAGUAAAGCUUAAUUUAUUUCACUUAUUUUAAAUGUAAAACAUCUUUGCACUAUCACUCUGGCUCCCCUUAGUGCAGAGUAUUGUGAUGAGGUUAUUGCCAAAAGAUUGCAGGAGAAGCAAUGUUGAGUAGUGAUCUACUUUUUAUGCAAGGUCUGUAAGACUCAAAAUUAUGGCCUGUUGCUCAGGGAUGGCAUGUUAGGGCAGUAUUGAAUAAUUGAAAACUAUCAGCUGAAUGUGGGUGUUGCCUGACUUUGGAGUACAGCAAUGUUGACCUCUGAACAGGUCAUUAAUGACCAGUAACUAAUUUUUUUUCCAAGCUGCUGCUUUUUGAAAAGAUCCUCGAAACACACUUGUCCCAACAAAAAGUCUACACAAAGUUUCAGAUCAGAUUUUCUCUAUGCAAGCCAAAGCUCACUAGUAGGUCGGAACUUAUUUUAUUUCGGAUUAUUUCUCUUCCAGAGUUUAUUUUUUUAAACCUUGAGUGAAUAUAUUAGAGUGUAGAAAUAAGUACAUCUAUUUAAUUACAGUGACCAGCGUUUGAAGCUCAGAUAUGUGAACGCACAUUCCAAUUCUGUUCCAAAAAUGUUAAGAUUUUCAGAAUUUUAGCCACUUAAACAGUCGCCAACACACAGUAGACCAGCAGAGUAGAAAUUUCAUGAUGUGAGUUUGACUGACUGGAAAAGCUGAGAUGUAACAUGUUAAAAGCAAUUCAAUCUGUUGAUAAAAACUUAGUUAUAUUCAAUCUUUCUGUAUUUUUUCCUUCUAUAGAAACGGCUGAAAACAUUCAAUUCACUGGCUUGUUCUCGUAGCCUUAAGUCAAAGGCACAACAGUUGGCCAAACACAAAAAAAGGCGUAAUGUAUGUUGCUUAUCGACACUGUUCUGUCCUCAUUGGAAAAUGUGAUGUGAAAAAGCACCUUUUGUGGCUCAUGGAGACAAGUCUGAAGUAGGUACAGGUGAUUGAGGAAAAAAUAAAAUCUCCUUUGAUGCUUUAGGAAAAGAAAAAACUGCUGCCUUACCAUUUCAAAUGUCUGUAAAGCUUUUUUAAAAAGAACAAAGGAUUAGGUUAUUAAUGGUUUGUUUGAAAGAAAUCAUGAAAAUAUGUUUUUGUGUUUGCGAGAAACUGUGCAAAAAAAAAAAAAAAAAAAGACAGGACUCUUGAUCAGCCGCCUGAAGGUUUUUGAAGUUCCUCUGGAAAGUGUUGGCACAGAAGUUCAGUGCUGGAGAGCGCAUGUGCUCCACCUGCAUCUUUGUUGCUCAGACUUUCAGCGGAUUUGAUGACUUGUGGGAAUACUGUAUAAUGUACAGCUUUUUUUUAACCCAAUUAAGUGGAAUUCAAAAUAGUUUUUUUUUCUUUUUUAAUGAAUCAUAUAAUGGAGAAAAAAAUCAAAAUGUGCAAUGCAAAAAACAAAUGUUUAUGUGGGAGUGUGUCUUUAAAUGUCUUGAGUGAAUACACCUGAUUUAAAGAGGCCAGUUUAAAGAAGAUGAUGUAUGAUAAGUCUGCUAUGAGUGCAUUGUAUGAGGAGAAAUAAAGAGUGAAUUAUUUCAUACACAGCUA